AUGCCAGAUCCCAAACCAGCCAGCGCCACCGCGCCGGCUGACCGCUCCUCGAAGCGGAGGAGAGUCGACGACGACAGCGCGACAUCGACGCCCGCGUACAGCUCGCCCGACCCCCUCGCAGACGACGAGAAGCGCAGCCCGCCCCGCAACCUCCCCGUCCGCCGCGGCCGCCGGCCCUCGAGGUCGCAUACCCCCUCCGACAGCAUGGACGACGAGCUGAACAAGGACCACUACCGCCCCUCCUCCAGCCCUUCCCGCUCCCAGACGAGAUCCGACCGCAGGUCCAGGUCGCGCGGCUCCCGCUCGCCCUCGGAAGACUCCAGGUCGCGGUCCAGGUCACAUUCCGACUCGCGCUCGCGAAGGAGGAGCAGCAGCAGCAGCACGGGGUCGCGCUCCCGCCGGCCCUCGCGCACACCGUCCUCGUCGUCCCGGUCCCGAGACGAGCGGAGGCGGCGGCGGAGGCGCCAGCAGCAGCAGCAGCAGCAGAAGCCGCAGUUCCGGCGCCACGUCGAGCUGCGCGGGCACGACAGCCCCAUAUCGCAGGUGCGCAUCUCGCCCGACGGCAAGUGGAUCGCCUCGGCGUCGGCCGACGGCACGGCGCGCAUCUGGGACGCCGCCACGGGCGCCCACAUGGAGACGCUCGUGGGCCACAUGGCCGGCGUGUCCUGCCUCGCCUGGAGCCCGGACUCGGGCACCCUGGCCACGGGGUCCGACGACAAGGCCAUCCGCCUCUGGGACCGCGUCACGGCCGAGCCCGCCCACGCCGUCGGCGUCCCCCCGCUGGGCGGCGGCCGCGGGAGCGGCGCGAGGGGCAGCCGGAGGCCGCUGCUCGGCCACCACAACUACGUCUACUGCCUGGCCUUCUCGCCCAAGGGCAACAUACUGGCCAGCGGGAGCUACGACGAGGCCGUCUUCCUCUGGGACGUGCGCGCCGGCAGGCUGAUGCGGAGUCUGCCGGCGCACAGCGACCCCGUCAGCGGCAUCGACUUUUGCCGCGACGGCACGCUGGUCGUGAGCUGUUCUACCGACGGACUGAUCCGUAUAUGGGACACCUCGACCGGCCAGUGCCUGCGCACCCUCCUCCUCCUCAACGAAGACAACCCGGCCGUCACAAACGUCUGCUUCUCCCCCAACGGCCGCUACGUCCUCGCCUUCAACCUCGACUCGUGCAUCCGCCUCUGGGACUACAUCCCCCACCCCUCGACCGUCAAGAAGACGUACGACGGCCACCGCAACUCGUCCUUCAGCAUCGGCGGCUGCUUCGGCGUGCUGCCGCCCGCUUCUCCCGACGAGGAUAAUGACGACGACGAAGAUGACGACGACGACGACGAUGAUGAGGAAGACGGCCUGGCAGUGCUGCGGAGGCGGGACAGGAGGCUCGGCCGGCCCUUCGUGGCGGCCGCCAGCGAGGACGGCGACGUCGUGCUCUGGGACGUGGUGUCCAAGGAGAUCGUGCAGCGCAUCCGCGGCGUGCACGACGGCGUGUGCUUCUGGGUCGACGUCUGCGGGCAGGUCAUGGUCAGCGCCGGCCGGGACGGCAAGAUUGUCAUCUUUCGGAACGGCAGUGGUUUUGAGGAGAAGGAGGAGGAAACGAAGGAGAAGGAAGAGCGGGAGCGGGAUGAGGAGGAGGAGGAGGAGGAGGACAACAAGAAGAAAGAGCAGUCUGCUGCUGUUGCUAGUCCUGCUGCUGAGAAGAAGGUCAAUGGCGUCGUCAAUGGUGUCAAGGAGGAAGAGGAUACGCCCAUGACGGAGGAGAGUGCUGCUGCACCUCCUGCAGCAGCAGCAGCAGAGGGGUGA
This is a messenger RNA of Thyridium curvatum, 1797 nucleotides long. RefSeq lists its product as uncharacterized. The transcript has 2 exons. Gene Ontology annotation, molecular function: histone binding. Lineage: Eukaryota; Fungi; Ascomycota; Sordariomycetes; Thyridiales; Thyridiaceae. The record is from RefSeq and is a predicted model, not a curated record. Gene Ontology annotation, cellular component: Set1C/COMPASS complex. The coding region runs from base 1 to 1797 and encodes 598 amino acids.